Stylophora pistillata is the source of this 1180-nucleotide messenger RNA. RefSeq names its product mitogen-activated protein kinase 1. Gene Ontology annotation, molecular function: MAP kinase activity; ATP binding. The record is from RefSeq and is a predicted model, not a curated record. Lineage: Eukaryota; Metazoa; Cnidaria; Anthozoa; Scleractinia; Pocilloporidae. Gene Ontology annotation, biological process: protein phosphorylation.
UCGAUACCGUGAGUUAGACGAAACGGAAGCUGACUCAAACAUGGCGGCGCCUCCACCGCCAGAAGUUGUUCGGGGCCAAGCAUUCGAUGUAGGACCUCGCUAUACGAAUCUCAGUUAUAUAGGAGAAGGGGCUUAUGGAAUGGUUUGUUCAGCGCUGGACAAUGCCACAGGACAGAGAGUCGCUAUCAAGAAAAUUAGUCCUUUCGAGCACCAGACUUACUGUCAACGGACAUUGCGAGAGAUUAAGAUAUUACGUCGAUUUAAACACGAGAAUAUCAUCGGAAUAAUGGACAUAAUCCGCGCUCCAAACAUGGAUGACAUGAAAGAUGUCUACAUUGUUCAGAGCCUGAUGGAAACAGAUCUGUACAAGCUACUUAAGACACAGAAAUUGAGCAACGACCACAUCUGUUACUUCUUGUACCAGAUCUUGCGUGGACUGAAGUACAUCCACUCAGCCAAUGUGCUUCACAGGGAUUUGAAACCAAGCAAUCUCUUGCUGAACACAACUUGUGAUCUCAAGAUCUGUGACUUUGGCCUGGCACGUGUAGCUGAUCCUGAACAUGAUCACACUGGUUUUUUAACUGAGUAUGUUGCAACAAGGUGGUACAGAGCGCCUGAGAUCAUGUUGAACUCCAAAGGCUACAGCAAGGCUAUCGACAUCUGGUCUGUGGGCUGCAUUCUGGCAGAGAUGUUGUCAAAUCGCCCUCUGUUUCCAGGAAAGCAUUACCUUGAUCAGUUGAACCGCAUUCUUGAAGUCUUGGGGUCACCAUCACAGGAUGAUUUGCAGUGUAUUAUGAAUGAUAAGGCACGUAGUUAUAUCCAGUCUUUAGCCUACAAACCAAGAGUUCCAUGGCAAAGAUAUUUUGGUGGAGCUGACAACAAAGCUAUAGAACUGUUAGAUAAGAUGCUAACUUUCAAUCCUGACAAACGGAUCACAAUAGAGGAAGCUCUGGCACACCCUUACCUAGAGCAGUACUAUGACCCACAAGAUGAGCCUGUGGCUGAGGAGCCAUUUAGAUUUGAAACUGAGUUGGAUGAUCUUCCUAAAGAAAAACUUAAAGAACUUAUUUUUAUGGAGACUGCCAGUUAUCCAGAGUCACCUUACCUAGGUGACUUUCACCUUGGACAGCAGUGAGGCAUAGAAUGUGAUAUUUGAAGAGGAAGACCCACUUGUACAACU